CCUGCCAGGUCAAACUACAACAGUGAAGCAUUCUGCACGGAGAACCGAAGAACAAACGCCGGUUUAAAGAGCAGGAUGCAGCGUUUAAGGGAGAGCAUUCACAUACGCACCAUGAAGGCAAAGAGGAAAGUGGAGGAGAUCUCCAAAGAGGACGUCCAGGCUUUCUUCAAGAAGAAUGCCUUUGUGCUCUUCACCGUUGGGGCAGUUAUUGUAGGUAUUAUUCUGGGCUUCACGCUCCGGCCGUACAAGAUGACCUAUCGAGAAGUAAAGUACUUCUCUUUCCCUGGAGAGCUACUAAUGAGAAUGCUUCAGAUGCUUGUUCUCCCUUUACUAGUCUCCAGUCUAAUCACAGGAAUGGCAGCUUUGGACACCAAAGCCUCAGGAAAGAUGGGCAUGAGAGCUGUGAUAUACUACAUGACCACGACUUUUAUCGCAGUCUUCAUUGGUAUCUUAGUCGUCCUCAUCAUCCACCCAGGAAAAGGAUCAAAAGAGGAGUUUGGAAAGCAGCAGAUGAUAGAGCAAAUCAGUCCUGCUGAUGCCUUCUUGGAUCUGAUCAGAAAUAUGUUUCCACCAAACUUGGUCCAAGCCUGUACACAGCAGUUCAAAACCAAAUAUGACAAGCGAACAGUCCAUGUGACAGUGACAGUGAAUGACACCCUCUUCAACUCCACCAAUGGCACCCAAGAGGUCAUGGAGACCACCCGGGAGGAAGUGAUCCCAGUGGCGGGUCAGGUGAACGGGGUCAACGCCCUCGGGCUGGUGGUCUUCUCCAUGUGCUUUGGUCUAAUAAUUGGCAGCAUGAGGGAGCAGGGCCAGCUCCUGAGGGAUUUCUUCGACAGCCUCAAUGAAGCUAUCAUGCGCCUGGUUGCGAUCAUCAUGUGGUAUGCUCCUAUUGGCAUCAUGUUCCUAAUUUCUGGAAAGAUUGUGGAGAUGGAUGAUCUGACACAGAUGGGUGGCCAGCUGGGCAUGUAUACCAUCACAGUUAUCAUUGGCUUACUGAUCCACGCUGUUAUUAUUCUUCCCACUCUUUAUUUUGCCAUUACUCGGCAAAACCCCUUUAUCUUCAUUGCUGGACUCUUGCAAGCUCUGGUAACAGCCCUGGGGACCUCCUCCAGCUCAGCUACCCUCCCUGUCACCUUUAAAUGUCUGGAGGAGAACAACAAAAUUGACAAGCGAAUCACACGUUUCGUGCUGCCUGUGGGCGCCACAAUCAACAUGGACGGAACUGCUCUGUAUGAGGCACUGGCGGCCAUCUUCAUUGCCCAGGUCAACAACAUUGAAAUGAACUUUGGUCAGAUCAUCACCAUCAGUAUUACAGCAACUGCAGCCAGUAUUGGAGCUGCUGGCAUCCCUCAGGCAGGCCUGGUCACCAUGGUGAUUGUACUGACCUCUGUCGGACUUCCUACUGAUGACAUCACUCUCAUCAUUGCGGUUGAUUGGUUCCUGGACCGUCUGCGUACCACAACCAAUGUUUUGGGGGAUUCGAUUGGAGCCGGCAUUGUGGAGUUCCUGUCUCGACACGAGCUACGCAGCAAAGAUGUGGAGAUGGGAAACUCAGUGCUGGAGGAGAAGGAGCGGAAGAAACCUUACAAGCUCAUCUCCCAGGAUAGUGAUUUUGAAAAUGACAAACGUGCUCACAGUGAAUCAAACAUGUAG
Micropterus dolomieu (smallmouth bass) is the source of this 1656-nucleotide messenger RNA. Its product is annotated as excitatory amino acid transporter 1-like. Gene Ontology annotation, cellular component: plasma membrane. The record is from RefSeq and is a predicted model, not a curated record. NCBI's taxonomy places the organism in Eukaryota, Metazoa, Chordata, Actinopteri, Centrarchiformes, Centrarchidae. Bases 76 to 1656 code for a protein of 526 amino acids. Gene Ontology annotation, molecular function: glutamate:sodium symporter activity; neutral L-amino acid transmembrane transporter activity; L-glutamate transmembrane transporter activity. The transcript has 10 exons. Gene Ontology annotation, biological process: L-aspartate import across plasma membrane; D-aspartate import across plasma membrane; L-glutamate import across plasma membrane.